ACAGACCCAAUGUUGCAAUAUUGCAGCAAUGUUGCUGCAACUUCUGUGCUGUACGGGUAUGUUUUACUUUUACUUAAACCCCCGCGGAAACAUACGAACGCUACUAUAUCGAUACGACGAUUCAACCCACACGAUUUCCCGUCUGUCAGAGCUGGCGAGACGUCAGGAAUAAUGAAAUUGAGCAGUGAACUCUCGUAAUUCCCAAGUAACCCGUGUAAAAAUUCCAGUGACAAGAUCUCGAUCUCGUAAGAAUAUGCGUAUGAAUUCCGCGACCCCGCGCCGAUAAUCCGAUCAGUCGAUGAACGCGACAAUGACAUAUGCGCGUUGAUCGUCCGCGAUAAAAGGGUACUUCUCAUCAACGAAACCGUCUUCUCUUGGCGAGCAAAGAAAAUGUCUAGCGCGAAGGACUUCUCGUGCAUCGGCGGGCUGGAGAAGCAUAUCAGGAUCGUGAAGGAGAUGGUUUUAUUCCCGCUGCUGUACGGAGAGGUGUACGCUAAAUUUAAUCUUAGGCCGCCACGGGGCUUGAUAUUCUACGGCCCGCCAGGAACCGGGAAGACUCUGAUAGCCAGCGCGCUGGCGACCGAGUGCAGCAAUUCCGAACGCAAGGUCUCUUUCAUUUCGCGCAAAGGUUCCGAUUGUCUCAGCAAGUGGGUCGGGGAGAGCGAGAAGAAGCUCGAGAAGGUCUUCUCGUUGGCGCAGCAAUCGAGACCGUGUAUCAUCUUCUUUGACGAAGUCGACGGUCUCGCUCCUGUAAGGUCCAGUCGCCAGGACUUCGUCCACGCCAGUGUGGUCUCCACUCUGUUGGCUCUGAUGGAUGGCUUGGACAAUAAUUCCGAGAUCAUAGUGAUAGGCGCGACCAAUAGAAUCGACGCGAUAGAUCCCGCCCUGAGGAGACCCGGUAGAUUCGACAAAGAGCUGUACUUCCCUUUACCUUGUUACAGCGCCAGAAAAGAGAUACUCUCGGUGCACAUCAAAAGUUGGAAGCAAAAGCCGGCGCAGAAAUUCUUGGCGUACUUGGCGUCGAAAACGUUAGGCUUCUGCGGCAGCGACCUGCAGGCGCUUUGCGCCGAAGCAGUUAUGUGCUCCAUUCGUAGGAAUUAUCCGCAAAUCUACACUUCGAAAUCAAAGUAUCACAUCAACGAACGCCAUCUCAAAGUCGAGAAGGAAGACUUUUUGAAGGCGCGUCAAAACAUCGUCCCAGCGUCACAUCGCGUCGUUGUCGCGCCGAUCAAGAGUUUGUCAGCCAAGAUCCAACCGCUACUACAGGAGGAUCUGACGAGCAUCUUGUCACGACUGCAAGCACUUUGCCCAGUCGGCAUGCUGACUUCGGAUAACAUCACAGGCAAGGCCACAUCGAAGUCGAACGGUUGCCCGCGAAUCUUGCUGUGCGGCAACGAUGAUUCUCACACACGUCACUUGGGGCCUGCACUGCUGCACACCCUGGAACACUUGCCGUGUCACGUCCUGGACGUCACGACUCUGUUCGAGGAGACCGGCAAGGCGGCCGAAGAGGCGAUGAUACAAAAGAUGAAGACCGCACGUCGCACUCUACCGGCGUUGCUUUACGUUCCCGGUAUCUUGACCUGGUGGGACUUGGUGGACGAGACCGCGAGAGUGGUUUUUACCUCCUUAAUGCGAGGCCUCGACCGAUCCGUGCACAUGCUGGUGCUAAUGACCGCCCACUGUCGGCACAUCGACCUGCCACCGGAGAUUAAAGGGAUGUACGACGAUAAUCGAAGUGAAGUGUACGAAGUGAAAUCGCCUUCGCCGCAGAAGCGGCGAUCUUUCUUCAAGCAGUUGUUCCUCAACGGAUCCGACAGGCUAUCUGAUCGCUCUUCGCAAGGUAGAAUCAUCUGUCCCAAAAUAUCAUCUACCGAAAUACUUAUAAAUCUCUAUCGUCUAUCGUCAGGAACAAAUAUCAAGAGAGAAUACAACGCAUCCGGCGAAGGGCCACCGUCGAAACGUCAGAGGGUGACGUCCAGCGGAGGUUCCGCCAGCAACGAGAAGCUCUUCAGUUCUCAAAUCGAGGACCUGGUGGAGACGAUCGUCCGGUCGACGGACGAGUGGCAAAGUCACUUGCUGGAGAGUCUGUUCUCGUCCCUCGAAUUCACAAUGGAGAACAACGGGGACUUGUGCGCGACCGUGAACGAAUACGUCGCGCGUCACGAGGAAUUGAAACGAGCGAAGAUGCGCGCGGCGCAGGAUGAAGAUUAAUCGUCGAAUGAGAGGAGAAAAAUGAAAGAGGGGAAAACGCUGGAACGUUCCCUUCUCUUGUCGUCGUCGUCGUCGUCGUCGUCGUCGUCGUCGUCAUCAUCA
This is a messenger RNA of Harpegnathos saltator (Jerdon's jumping ant), 2316 nucleotides long. Its product is annotated as ATPase family AAA domain-containing protein 2. The record is from RefSeq and is a predicted model, not a curated record. NCBI's taxonomy places the organism in Eukaryota, Metazoa, Arthropoda, Insecta, Hymenoptera, Formicidae. Gene Ontology annotation, biological process: nucleosome disassembly; transcription initiation-coupled chromatin remodeling; nucleosome assembly. Bases 391 to 2214 code for a protein of 607 amino acids. Gene Ontology annotation, molecular function: ATP hydrolysis activity; histone binding; ATP binding. Gene Ontology annotation, cellular component: nucleus. The transcript has 9 exons.